AUGUUUACUGUAGGUUACUGUAGUGACCAUUACGAUCGAAAUCUUGAACAAUUUGGCUAUUUUGAACCCGUCCUACACUAUCUAAUUGGAGUAACAGCAGGCGCAACGGGUGUGCUAACAGGUCAUCCAUUGGAUACGGUUAGAAUACGUCAACAAACUGAAACUCAAAAUGUUUAUCGAUGUUGCUCAUCGAUCAUUCGAAAUGAAAGCAUCUUAGGAUUUUUUAAAGGAAUGUCAAGUCCAUUGAUAAGUUUUACAGCAAUUCAUGCCAUAGUAUUUGGCAUCUACGGUAAUACAAUCAAACUUUUCGACAAUUAUCACAAUCUACUUGGAUCAUUUAUUGCUGGCAGUCUUGCUGGUAUUGCCCAGUGUAGUAUAUGUAUCCCAUCAGAAUUGCUUAAGAUUAAAUUACAACUACAAAAGGAUAACAGGAAAAAAUUAUAUACAUCAGCAUAUGAUUGCGCUCAAAAGAUGAUAAAAGAACACGGAUUUUUAUCAAUAUAUAGAGGUACAUGGAUUACAGUUGCUCGAGAUUGUCCCGGAUAUGGAAUCUGGUUUGUCACAUAUGAAUUUUGUACACAAAAAUUAAGCAGAGAUGGUACAGCUUCAUCGCUAACUACAUCCCAGUUACUUCUAGCUGGAGGCAUUGCGGGUGUUAUGUCUUGGAUAUGUAAUUAUCCUUUGGAUGUGAUAAAAACGCAAUUUCAAGCUGACGACAGCAUGUUUUCAUACAGACAAGUUUGUCAAAAUAUUAUGAGAAUUUAUGGCAUCAAAGGUUUUUCCGCCGGCAUUUCCGCCACUGUUUUGCGUGCAAUCCCAGCAAAUGCAUCCAUAUUUUUUGCUGCCGAAUGGUCCUAUCGUUUGCUACAUAAAAUUAACGAAUGGCAUGAAACAUACUUUCCAAAAAAAUUUCAAGAUUAA
Molecule: messenger RNA, 921 nt
Organism: Cercopithifilaria johnstoni
Lineage: Eukaryota; Metazoa; Nematoda; Chromadorea; Rhabditida; Onchocercidae
Source: the annotation of a GenBank genome assembly